GACUUACUAUAAUCCCCUGUUUUUCUAGGGCUCGCGCGAUCGAUCGAAUGUGAGGUGGAUGCGAUCGCGGCUCAACGAUCUCGCCGCGCGCAUUCGCCACUGCCGCGUCUUGGAGGAGGGCCAGGCAUUGCACCGCGAGAUUCUCGCUUCUAGCGGCGCCAUCGAUUCCACUUACUUGGCAAAUCUCCUGAUAGCGAUGUAUGCCAAGCUCUCUAGCAUCGGCGACGCCAAGCGCGUCUUCGAUGGGAUCCAAGAGAAGAACGUCUUCUCAUUUACGAUGAUCGUCACAGGCUUUGCCCAAAACGGGCAUUACAGUGAGGCGAUAGAGCACUACUGGAGAAUGCUACACGACGGUGGCGCUCUCCCGGACGCUUUCAUCGUGAGCUCCGUGCUAAGCUCGUGUUCUUCGCUGGGGUCUCUCGUGGAAGGAAGAAGGAUCUACGAGGCUAUAGCGGAGGAUUCGCGGCUUUCACAGGAUACCGUGGUGAGGAACUCUUUGGUGACGCUGUAUGGAAAGUGUGGGAGCUUGGAGGAGGCAGCGAAGAUCUUUCACAGCACUCCAACGCCGGAUGUUGUGACUUGGAACGCGAUUCUUUCGGCUUGCUCGCAGCAAAAGAAUGGUCGCGAGGCACUAAAGUUUGUUCGAGCGAUGCAGCAGCGAGGAGUGAGGCCUCAAGCCGCGACUCUUACGUGCGUUUUGGAUGCUUGCUCCAGCCAAGGUGAGUGCCAAGAAGGUGAGAGAGUUUACGAGAGUGCUGUAGCUUCUGGUUUUGUAGAGUGUGAUCUUCUGCUUGGAAACUCGCUUAUAACGCUGUAUGGGAAAUGCAGGAGGCUGGAGGAUGCGAGGAGGAUUUUGGAUUGGAUGCCUUUCAAGGACGUUGUCUCGUGGACGAUCAUGGCUGCUGCGUAUGCUCAAAAUGGCCGGUUUUUGGAGGGUCUCAAGCUGCUAGAGGUGAUGGACUUUGAAGGUUUUGAGCCGGAUGCUGUGACUUUUGUGAGCGUUUUGGAUUGCUGUGCGAAUUUACAGGACUUAGUCCGUGGGAGGCUUAUACACCAGCGUAUCGAAGCUUGUGGUUUGGAGCUCAGCGUGACCGACUGCCUUGUCAACAUGUAUGGGAAGUGUGGAAGUUUGGAGGAAGGAAAGAUGGUUUUUGAUAGAACAGCCGGGAAGAAUGCGACAGUAGGUUUGUGGAACAGCAUCGUAGGAUCGUAUGCCCGGCUCGGGCAUGGUCAUCAGGCACUGCAGCUGUUUAGAGAAAUGGACUUGGAGGGAAUGAAGCCGGAUAAGUUGAGCUUCUACGCGGCUUUUGAGGCGUGUGUAUCCAUCCGAGGCUUGAAAGAAGCAAGAGCACUCGACAGGAGCAGCGGAAUCGAGGGUGAUAUUGGUUUUGAAUCCGCAGUUAUCAAUCUCUAUAGCAGAGUUGGAAGCUAUGAGGAUGCGAUGGCGAAGUUUGAGAAUAUGUCUCAAAGGGACGUGGUUUCGUGGAACGGGAUUAUAGCAGCUUUCAAUCAACAGUUUCGUCCUGCAAAUUCGAUAGUUAUGUUUCGAAAGAUGGAGCUGGAAGGACUUAGAGGCGACAGAUCAACUUUCACGAGUGUUAUCGAGGCCUGUGCGUGUUUACCGGAUCUAACUCUCGGUCAGCUGCUUCAUUACAGAAUGAUCACUCUGGGAUGCGAGCUAGACACUGUUCUCGGCACCAAUCUCAUCAACAUGUAUUCCAGGUGUGAAGUUCCUGACAAGGCAAUCGAAGUUUUCGACGCCAUGCACGACAAGUCAGUGGUUGUCUGGACCGCGAUGAUCGCAGCUCAUUCUCAGCAGGGACAGGGACUGGAAGCUCUUGAGCUCUUCAAAAGAAUGGACAUAGAAGGAGUGAGAGCUGACAAGGUAGCGUUUUCACUCGUUCUCGACGUUUGUGCUAACUUGGCCGCGCUAGCUCAAGCCAGGAUUCUUCAUGCCACUGUUGCCGGGACGGAGCUCGAGCAGGACAUGGUUGUGAAGAACACGCUAGUAAACAUGUAUGGGAAGUGUGGGAAGCUGAACGAAGCAAGGCAGGUCUUUGAGAAGAUGGCUUCCAAGGACAUGGUUUCGUGGACUUCGAUCAUAGCAGCGUAUGCUCAACAGGGAAGUGCCAGUGCUGCUUUCGAGCUCUUCCACGCGAUGCAGCAGGCCGGAGAGGCCAUCGACACCGUGAUCUUCGUCAAAGUUAUGAGCGGAUGCAACCAUGCCGGGCUGCUCAAGGAUGCUCGCAACUGGUUCGUCUCAAUGCUCCAAGACUAUGGCCUCUCUCCAGUGAACGAGAACUACGCUUGCAUUCUCGACUUGCUGGGGAGGCUGGGACAGCUCCAGGACGUGGAGGACUUGCUAGAAAACAUGACGCUGGAGCCGGACUUUAUCGCUUGGAUGAGUUUUCUCAACGCUUGCAAAGUCCACAAGGAUAUGAAACGGGGUGUCCGAGCAGCUCAGCGGCUUGUCCAGCUAAACCGGAGGAACUCCGCUUCGUACGUGCUACUUUCGGACAUCCACGCAGUGUGUGGGAAGUUUGAUGCCGCCGCGAAGCUGAGGAGACGGAUUGGUCGUGACUGCGGGAAGAAAGUCCCCGGUUUGAGCUGGAUCGAGAUCAAGGACAAGGUCCAUAAGUUUGCUUCCGGAAGCAGGACUCAUCCUCGAAACGACGAGAUCUUCGCAGAGCUGCAGAGACUCGGGGUGCUGAUGAGAGAGGCCGGCUAUGUUCCAGACACGGAGGUGGUGUUGAUGGACGUGGAAGAGGAGGAGAAAGAGCAAGUUCUUUGCUAUCAUAGCGAGAAGCAAGCUAUGGCUUUUGGCUUGAUAUCGACACCGAGUGGAACUCCUCUCCGGGUGGUGAAAAAUCUCCGGGUUUGCACCGAUUGUCACACGGCUACCAAGUUCAUCUCCAAGAUCACAGGGAGGCAAAUCACAGUGAGAGACGCCAACCGGUUUCACGAGUUCAAAGACGGGUUUUGCUCAUGCAAGGACUACUGGUAGUGAAAGAGCUCCUCGAGAAGCUACUUAUGCCACUUACAAGGACACUUGUCGUGCUUGGAGCUCGAGCGCGAAAGCUUGGAGUUUAGAGGUUUUGAUUGUCCAUGGAAAAGUCACUCCCAGACGCUCAGAAGAAUGCCUCGCCAGUAGCGCCAGAGGCGAAGGAUUGCCGCAAAGAAAAGAAAGAUGUGGAUCCAGCCAAGGACGAGCCCAAGAGCUACACGGUCGUCUCGCAUCAAGGUAAUGCUGACACUAGCAGCACGAACUCUCCCAGUGAUAUCCUCGUCUUCCAACGUACCGUCGCGAAGACUGACUCUUCUCUCGAGUAGCGAAAGCUCACAUCAAUUGGUGAGAAGAAAAAAAUUCGAUCUUUGAGUGAUCGAUCGAUGGUAUCGUGAAGUUUUCUAGCUUGGUUGGAAGAAGAAUGUGUGAUCCAUCAUGGAUUCUUCUCGAGAGUAGCAAAAGCUCACAUUGGUGUCCUCUCUGAUAGCUCCUUGGUUAGCUUGUGCUGGUAUUUGCAGCUACAAUGGUAAAAAUGUAGAGGAAAAGAGUUUGAGCGUGA
Selaginella moellendorffii is the source of this 3563-nucleotide messenger RNA. RefSeq names its product pentatricopeptide repeat-containing protein At2g22070. The transcript is spliced from 3 exons. The record is from RefSeq and is a predicted model, not a curated record. Gene Ontology annotation, molecular function: zinc ion binding; protein binding; RNA binding. The coding region runs from base 59 to 3004 and encodes 981 amino acids. Gene Ontology annotation, biological process: RNA modification. Lineage: Eukaryota; Viridiplantae; Streptophyta; Lycopodiopsida; Selaginellales; Selaginellaceae.